AUGCUGAGCCGCCAAAUCUUCGGUGCCCCCGUGCGAUGCAUGUCCAAGGCCAGUCACGCCGCCGCUUCUCCUGGAGCGUUGACGCCGGGCCAGGUAUUCGAUCGGGAGGACAAGUACGGUUGCCACAACUACAAGCCGAUCCCGGUGGCGCUUGCGCGUGGCAAAGGAGUUCACGUCUGGGAUGUCGAAGGCCGACAAUAUUUCGACUUCCUCUCCGCCUACUCGGCCGUCAACCAGGGCCAUUGCCAUCCCAAGCUCGUCGAGGUGAUGCGCAAGCAAUCGGAAAUCCUGACGCUUACCUCGCGCGCGUUCUAUAACGAUGCGCUCGGCGAGUAUGAGGAAUACAUCACGAAGCUCUUCAAGUACGACAAGGUGCUGCCGAUGAAUUCAGGAGUCGAGGCGUGCGAUUCGGCUGUGAAGCUGGCCCGGCGCUGGGCCUACGAUGUGAAGGGAGUGCCGAAUAAUAAAGCCAAGAAAGCUGUCUCUGACCCGAAUUGUGCUGCCUUUAUGGUCGAGCCGAUCCAGGGAGAGGCCGGCGUUGUGAUUCCUAAUGCUGGUUACUUGAAGAAAGCCGCCGAGGUCUGCAAGAAGCACAACGUGCUGUUCAUCACCGAUGAGGUCCAGACGGGACUUGGCCGAACCGGAAAGAUGAUGGCCCACUACCAUGACGGGGUCCGCCCCGAUAUUGUCAUUCUCGGCAAGGCACUGUCGGGUGGAAUGUACCCGGUAUCUGCCGUGUUGUGCGACGACUCGAUCAUGCUGAACAUCAAGCCCGGGCAGCACGGCUCGACAUAUGGUGGAAAUCCGUUGGCCGCGAAGCUCGGGAAGGCUGCCUUGGAGGUACUGAUCGAGGAGCGCCUUUGCGAGAACUCGGAGGCAAUGGGUGCGCUCCUUCUGGAGCGGCUGAAGAAUCUCCCCAGCCACGUGGUCACUGGGGCACGCGGCAAAGGCCUCCUCUGUGCCAUCAUCAUUGACAAGAAAUACGAUGCUUGGGAUGUGUGUCUGCGCCUCAAAGACAACGGACUCUUGGCCAAGAAUACACACGGUGACAUCAUCCGCUUCGCCCCUCCGCUCGUCAUCAACAAGGCCCAGGUCGAUGAAGCCGCCUCCAUCAUCGAGAAGACGAUCAACCAAUUGGCCAAG
Messenger RNA from Mesorhabditis spiculigera, 1143 nucleotides. The record is from the annotation of a GenBank genome assembly. Lineage: Eukaryota; Metazoa; Nematoda; Chromadorea; Rhabditida; Rhabditidae.